Patiria miniata (bat star) is the source of this 2696-nucleotide messenger RNA. Its product is annotated as tyrosine-protein kinase SRK2-like. Gene Ontology annotation, biological process: cell surface receptor protein tyrosine kinase signaling pathway; cell differentiation; protein phosphorylation. Gene Ontology annotation, molecular function: ATP binding; signaling receptor binding; non-membrane spanning protein tyrosine kinase activity. The record is from RefSeq and is a predicted model, not a curated record. The transcript has 12 exons. Gene Ontology annotation, cellular component: extrinsic component of cytoplasmic side of plasma membrane. Bases 256 to 1767 code for a protein of 503 amino acids. NCBI's taxonomy places the organism in Eukaryota, Metazoa, Echinodermata, Asteroidea, Valvatida, Asterinidae.
AUGCAUGUUAAACAGUGUACUUGGAACGCGGAAGUUGACGUUUGACUUUGCUUCUUGCCUUGGGCACUACUGCACUAGUGACAGCAGUAGCAGAAGAGUUGAAGUUGAGUCAACUUUUUUCCCGAAGGAUUUAACUUCUUUAAGUUUCGAUGAUAAUUUGCUCUGAAGUUGGACGGGAUCUGGGAUUCAUGUAACACUACUUUUAUCGGCGGGAACGAUCGGGUUCGACUCCCUAGCCAUAGCACAGGUAACACAAUGGGAGGGGUGUUUGACAAGUGCCACAAGGGGACGGAUAACCAGGGAAGACAGCCCACCAGCAACGGUGCAGGCAGAGGAUACGAGCAUUCUUCCACCCCGCCCGCUGUAGUUCCUCGACCAAAAAAAGACAAUGAUGUUUCUGUUAACGCAGGCUCGCAGGAUAUAUUUACAGCACUUUACCAAUUCGAGGGCCGGACAGAGGGUGAUCUGUCCUUUCAGCAAGGAGAUAAACUUAAAAUACUUAAUUUCAGUGGUGACUGGUGGCAUGCCAAGUCUCUGGUGACUAACCAGGAGGGCUACGUUCCUAGUAACUUUGUGGCUCUAGUCAAGAGUUUGGACGCAGAAGACUGGUUUUACCGUAACUGCACGCGAAGCGACGCAACCAACCGCCUGAUGGUCCCUGGCCUCGUUCCGGGAACAUUUCUCAUCCGAGAAAGCGAAAGCAAACCCGGAACAUACGCUCUGUCAAUUCGAGACGAAAGCAACGGACCUCCGCACGUCAAAAAUUAUCGCAUUAGCAAUACCACUGAUGGACAGUUCUUCAUAGCAGAGCAGAAGAAAUUCCCCACACUACAAGACGUGGUGGAAUACUACAGAGGUGACAACUCGGGUCUGUGUUGUCGAAUCACAGAUGCUUGCCCGAAGGAGAGUCCCACCACCAUGACGUUAGGCAGAGACAUCUGGGAGAUUGAAAGAAGUUCCAUGGUCAUGAUGUCCAAGUUGGGCUCGGGCCAGUUUGGUGACGUCUGGAAAGCUAUUUGGAAUGGCAAGACGCCAGUUGCCGUCAAGACGUUGAAAGAAGGAACAAUGUCCCCAGAGGCAUUCCUAGCAGAAGCCAACAUCAUGAAGGGGAUUAGACAUAACAAGCUGGUGAACCUGUACGGUAUAUGCUCUGAAAAGGAACCCAUCUACAUCGUCACAGAACUCAUGAAGAACGGAGCGCUACUCACUUACCUCCGAGAAGGGGAUGGGAAGUUCCUCAGUCUACGGACAUUAGUGGACAUUGCAGCUCAGAUUGCCCAGGGGAUGAGUUAUCUUGAGGAGCGCAGCUACCUCCAUCGAGACCUGGCUGCUCGCAACAUCCUUGUCGGAGAGAACAACCUGGUCAAGAUUGCAGACUUUGGUCUGGCUAAACUGGUCCUAGAUGAACACUACGUAGCCAGAAAAGGAAACAAGUUUCCAGUCAAAUGGACGGCCCCGGAGGCUGCCCUCUAUGGGACAUACAGCAUUAAGUCUGACGUGUGGUCCUUCGGCAUACUAGUAUCGGAGAUUGUCACUAAGGGAGUGAUGCCUUAUCCAGGGUUGUCUAACUCUGAAGUUCUAGACCAGGUCCAGCGAGGCUAUCGAAUGAAGAAACCCCAACACUGCCCCGAGUCUCUAUACAGACUCAUGUGCAAAUGCUGGCUGGAGAAUCCGCAGGACCGUCCCACCUUUGAUUUCCUCUACAACUACCUUGACGAUUACUUUGUGUCGCAGGAACCCGAGUACAAGGAUCCUGAGGGUUUCUAAAGUUCUGCCGUAAAGGUCUUAAGUCGUGAGGGACGUAUGUACAUGUCAGUGUUGGAGUUUUCGUUUUUGUACAGCUCAAGUAGCAGUGUGGACUUGGCCCGAACUCGAUUUUCAGAACUCAAAAAAUAUAAAUGGAUUUGACACGUACUAGGCUUUUUGUACUCGGACUCUUUGCCGAACUCGGCAUUUUGUGACCCCUUACUCGAUUCCCACACUCGGAAGUACAAUCAACUAUUUACUUUUUCGAUACUCCAUCUGUGGACUCGAAAGUACACGUUUAUGUACGUAUGAUUAAUCGAUUCUCUGAUAAAUGCAUGGAAUCGAAUCUGAGCGGUUGUGAAUUGAGCCCCUGCGAAAAGCUACCAUUGCCGUACAUGACCCAGCUAACCGUAUUGUACAACUCUGUAGGAUGAAAACCAGUGAGGCAUGCAUUACGUCAUAAUUUUACAAGCGUGUGUGCUACGCAUACGCGUCCUUACCACUUUCACUUGUCACUGUACUUGCCGAGCGUGUUUGUAGUGGAUGAACCAAGUAUCGUCAGACCCCCUAAAGCUACGCGGUCCUUUUUCUACGCAUUUACCUUCAAUUUGUGUGUGACAACGCGCGUGCGUAUGCAAGCGUUACCUGCGCAGAUAAUGGAGGGUCGAGGAUACAUCAAAACAUUAGUCAGAUCAUAUUAACUUGGCAUUUUUGUUUCACAUUGUGUACUCAUGCUCGGCUCAUACUCGACUGUUUAUGCACUGUUUUCCACAACCUGUACUCGGAUCCUGAAAAACUCGGACUUGUAUCUUUGGCCAAGGACUUGAUGAUUAAUGUACGUGGACUCGGCCUGUACUCAGCCCGUACUCGGCCCAUACUCGGCUCUCCAAGGGCGGAUCAAGAACACAAUUUUGGAAGGCAAAAAAAAUUGUUUGGUCCCCCAAAAAGUG